AUGCUAAUUAAAGCGGUGGUACCGUUGCUUUUCGCUUUAGCCACGAUCACAGCCGGAGCCGAUGGUCCCGAUUUUAGCUAUGGUGAUGCGCACUUUUCAACGGAUUACUUUCGAGCGGUCUACAAUGCAUCGAAUAAUUGUGUAGUUUCACCACUCUCGGUACGAUUAGCGAUGGCUGCUUUCUAUGAGGUGUCCGGAGUUGCCACGGAAGAAACAGUUCAACGGGCAUUUUAUCUUCCUGUAUUGAAAUCGCUGGCGAUCGAGAAUGCGGCCAGUUUGUUGGAGGAAAUAGGAACCAGUCAGCAGUUGAAAGUGGCGUUCAAAGUUCUGAAAAAGCAAAACUCUCUGUCGGACGAAUUCACUGAGACCUUGGGUAAGGUGUUCAAGAUUUCACCGAAAAACUUCGAGGAAAGGUCUUCAGUAUUGCACUCCGUCAACUCGUUAGCUAGUUUGGUUUCAAGCGGACCCCAUCGGAAUUUGCUCAGAGAAGAUGAUCUAAAUUCCAACGCUGAAAUGAUCCUUUUAAAUGCAGUCGCACUGAGAGUUUCCUGGGCAGAAAGAUUCCCGAUAGGUGAGACGAAACGGCAGGUAUUUGCCUUCCGGGACGGCCCCCGCGAGGUUGAUAUGAUGCAUGAAACGGUAGAAGUUUUGUACAAGUCAGACACGAACUACCACGCCAUCCAGAUCCCGUUCAGCGAGGAAAGUGACUUGACCAUGUGGAUUUUUGUGCCACGAGGCAGUGGAAAUUUCUUUUCUUUGAUGAAAUCGCUGUCCGCCACCCUGCUCGAAGACAUGGAAACUACGGCUGUUCCUGAGACUGUUGAUGUGUCACUUCCCCGGUUCGAAAUUCGAAGCAACCACGGAACGAGGACAGUGAUCGAUAAACUCGGCUAUGGUCAACUAUUUAAGGACAUUGAUUUUAGCACCUUCAAGGGCAGGAAAUCUGGCCUCAGUGAGUUAGUGCAAAGUGCGGCGCUGAAGGUGGACGAGAAAGGAACGCAUUCGCCAGGAGCUGCCACUCCUGCUGUUGCCCAGAAUCGUGCCGAGAACACCAAAUUUGUUGCAGAUCAACCGUUUGUUUUCAUUGUUAAGAAGAUUUCAACCGAUACGAUCAUCUUGAUUGGACACUAUUCGAACUACAAUUAG
Messenger RNA from Topomyia yanbarensis, 1146 nucleotides. Its product is annotated as leukocyte elastase inhibitor-like. Gene Ontology annotation, molecular function: serine-type endopeptidase inhibitor activity. The record is from RefSeq and is a predicted model, not a curated record. Bases 1 to 1146 code for a protein of 381 amino acids. The transcript is spliced from 2 exons. NCBI's taxonomy places the organism in Eukaryota, Metazoa, Arthropoda, Insecta, Diptera, Culicidae.